This is a messenger RNA of Stomoxys calcitrans (stable fly), 2857 nucleotides long. Its product is annotated as sodium-dependent nutrient amino acid transporter 1. Bases 697 to 2625 code for a protein of 642 amino acids. NCBI's taxonomy places the organism in Eukaryota, Metazoa, Arthropoda, Insecta, Diptera, Muscidae. Gene Ontology annotation, molecular function: L-amino acid transmembrane transporter activity. Gene Ontology annotation, cellular component: membrane. The record is from RefSeq and is a predicted model, not a curated record. Gene Ontology annotation, biological process: sodium ion transmembrane transport. The transcript has 8 exons.
GUAACGUUUGGAACUCGUCAAAGUGAUCGUCGUUGCUAAAAACAAACCAACUGAACUUCGGUACAAAACGGGAAGUGUAAAGCACAAACAGCGACAACAGGGAAUGAAACGGAAAUAAGUAAAAAGUGGAAAUUUAAAUUUCUAGUGUGAUUGAUAGUAGAGAAGGGAAUAAAAUAAAAUCAUUGUGUGACAACCAAUUAAUUGUUGCAAUUGAGAAGUGUGCUUACAUGCAAUUUUUGCACCACGUUAAAUGAUUGUUUGAAGAAAACAAAAAUAAAAACAAUCAACAAUGCAAAAUUAAUAAUAUACCUUCGAAAGGUUUAAGAGUGUUUACUUAUUUUUAUGUGAUUAACAUAAGAAGAAUAAAAGAAGUGAUUUAAUGCUGUUGUUGUUGCGAAGUUUUGUACCUUUUGUUAACUUGGCUGAAAUUGGCCAGCAAAAAACAAAACGACAACAAUCGAAAAAGCAGUUUUAACCGGAUUCCUCGGUAUUAAUGUGAACCUUGAUUGCUGAAUACAUUUUUGUUUUAUAAAAAUACAAGACAAAGCUUAUUUUUACACGAAUACACUUCACCAUCAACAUCAUCAGUAACUUCUUCUUGGAAUUUAAAUUGUUUUGUGGACAACGUCUUCAAACACCAUCAAACGAACAGAUACGCUGCCAACACAAUAAUAUCAAUCCUAAAUUCAAACUAACAUGACAACGCCACAUGUAAAUCCCGCCUUUAUUGGAGACGAUGGCAUUGACGAUAUGGGAAUGCCAUAUAAAAUGAAAAAUUCAAAUAGCGAGCCGCCUCCCAAAGAACCCAAGGAACGUGAACAAUGGGGUAAAGGUGUGGAAUUUCUUAUGUCCUGCAUAGCAAUGUCCGUGGGUCUGGGCAAUGUGUGGCGUUUUCCUUUUACAGCACUGGACAAUGGAGGAGGAGCAUUUCUGAUACCAUACCUUGUCGUAUUGUUUUUGGUUGGUAAACCCAUCUACUAUUUGGAAAUGAUCAUAGGGCAAUUUUCAAGUCGAGGUUCGGUGAAGGUUUUCGACCUGUGUCCUGCCAUGAGAGGCGUUGGAAUUGGCCAGGUAUUUUCCAUUUCAAUGGUCACCACUUAUUAUGUGGCCAUUAUGGGGAUGACUAUGCGUUAUCUCUUCGAUUCAUUUAGAUAUACAUUGCCCUGGUCACAGUGCGAUGAUUCUUGGAAUGCGGUAUGCGUUGCCUCCAUCGAGAAAAAUACUGCUCAUGUUCUAUACAAUACCACCGAAAGUUUCAGUGUUCGAUUGAACUCAUCUCAGCCAAUCUCAUUGAAUAAUCUCACUGGCAUAGAUACCUUAAAACCUAACAAGCCCACAUCAUCAGCGGAAUUGUACUUUAUCAAGGAAGUCCUGAGAGAAAAGAAGAACAUUAACGAUGGCAUUGGCUUACCCAACUGGGAACUUGUGUUUGGCUUGUUCGUAUCAUGGCUCUGUGUGUUUGCCAUUAUCAUCAAAGGUGUCAGAAGUUCCGGCAAGGCGUCAUAUUUUUUGGCCAUAUUUCCCUAUGUUAUUAUGGCUGUACUGUUGAUACGUGCAGUGACAUUACCAGGAUCUUUGGAUGGCAUUAUAUACUUUAUCAAACCCGACUGGAGUAAAAUUCUGGAUCCUACGGUUUGGUAUGCAGCAGUUACACAAUGUUUCUACUCCCUUUCGGUGUGUUUCGGCAACAUCAUCAUGUAUUCCUCCUACAAUAAAUUCGGUCAUAAUGUUCAUCGUGAUGCCACCAUUGUGACAGGAUUGGAUACUUGCACCUCAUUAUUGGCUGGAUUUACGAUAUUUGGCAUUUUGGGACAUUUGGCCCACGAAAUAGGCACCGAUGACAUUCGGAGUGUGGUCAAGGGUGGUGCUGGUUUAGCUUUCAUAUCAUAUCCCGAUGCCAUUGCAAAAUUCCAAAGUUUACCGCAAAUUUUUUCGGUGCUAUUCUUUUUGAUGUUGUUCGUAUUGGGAAUUGGCUCGAAUAUAGCCAUGACUUCGUGUACCGUUACGGCGGUUAGGGAUUAUUUCCCCAAAGUCAAACAAUGGCAAUGCGCUUUGGGCAUAGCCACUGUGAGUUUCUGCAUUGGCCUGGCCUAUGUGACGCCAGGCGGUCAGUUCAUUUUGACGCUGGUUGAUUAUUUUGGUGCCUCCAUGAUUGCUCUAUUUUUGGGCAUUGCAGAGCUGUAUGUCUUGGGUUGGGCUUAUGGCGUAGAUCGCCUCUGCAAAGAUGCCGAGUUCAUGAUGGGCCGCAAAGUAGGUGCCUACUGGCGUUUGUGUUGGGGAGUAGUGACACCCGUCAUUAUGACCUCUAUAUUGGUGUACUUCCUGGCCACUUACACUCCCUUGAAAUACAAUGAUGCAGUCUAUCCAUCGUGGGCAUAUGGCAUUGGAUGGACCAUCACCAGCUUUGGCAUACUCCAAGUACCCAUAUGGAUUGUAGUAGGCACCAUUCGUGCUCCGGGUUCAUCAUGGACAAUGAAGUUGAAGAAUGCCUUCAAACCCACAAACGACUGGGGACCCUCGGAUCCUCUGUUGCGGGAGCAGUACAAUAAAGAGAUUGCCAACGAAGCGAUAAGCAACCAGAAUCUUGGUUGCCUAGGCUACAUUCGAAAGAAUAUCUUUGGUUGAGGACUAACGAAGCACAAAGUAUUAGAACUAAUUUAAUAUAUAUUUGUAUUUAAGCUUUUAUAAGAAACACAUGAGUGCAUCGCCUUGAUACCACACAAAUAAACUUGCCAAAUGUACUUAGAAAAAAGUGAAAAAUAUUCGUAUCUAUACCUAAUGUGCAAAAUUUAUGCUAAGUUUCAUUGUAUAUAAGUAAAGAAAUUGUUAAUAAAAAAAAAAAAAUAAAGUAUUUAAA